AUGGAGAUGGUUGUGGUUGUUGAAGGUCAGUCAUCUCAGGUCAUCCCCAGGAGACACGAGAACACCACCGCAGAGAAACCGUGGAAAUGUGGCGAUUGUGGGAAAGGAUUCAGUUCCCCAUCAAAGCUGGAAAUUCAUCAACGCAGCCACACUGGAGAGAGACCAUUUACCUGCUCUGUGUGUGGGAAGGGAUUCACUCAUUCAUCCAAUCUUCUGAGACACAAGCAACUUCACAAAGAGCAAAGUUCACUCAUCUGCUCUAUAUGUGGGAAGGCCAUUAGUCAGUCAUCAAACUUUCUGAGGCAUCAGCAAACUCACAGUGGAGAGAGGCCAUUCACAUGCUCUGUGUGUGGGAAGGGAUUUACUCAAUCAUCCUACCUGCUGAAACACCAGCAAAUUCACACUAGGGAGAGUCCAUUCUCCUGUACCGUGUGCGGGGAAGGAUUUAACCGACUAUCCAGACUUUUGAAACACCAGCGCACUCACACUGGGGAGAGUGCGUUCACCUGCUUUAUCUGUGGGAAAGGAUUUAAUCGACCGUCCAAACUACUGACACAUCACCGCAUUCACACUGGGGAGAGGCCAUUCUCCUGUACCUUGUGUGGGAAAGGAUUUACUAAUUCAUCUGACCUAUUGAUUCAUCAGCGAGUUCACACUGGGGAGAGGCCGUUCAUCUGUUCCAUAUGUGGAAAGGGAUUUACUCGGUCAUCUCACCUUCUGACACAUCAACUUGUUCAUACUGAUCAGAGGCCUUUUCAAUGCUCUGACUGUGAAAAGACCUUUAAAUGUAAAAAGGAUCUGCUGAUACACCAACGAGUUCACACUGGAGAAAAACCAUACAUCUGCUCUGUUUGUGGGAAGGGUUUCACACAGUCAUCCUCCUGCCUGACACACCAGCGAACUCACAAGAUUUUAGAAGAGGAUUUUCAGAAAGGAAACUGGAAAUUAAACAUCAAACCAAGAUCUGAGAGUCACUCACUUUAUCAAGAACUGGGUGUUAUCAGUCUUUCAGUAUUUCCAACAGCUGCAGUAUUUAUCCAUUAUUUGAUUGCAAGUGUUGCUCAGAGAACCGAGCCUGGAAACACAGACAGGACAAUGAAGAGCCGGAUUGUAGAUGUUAAAGAGGAGGUCAAAGGAGAAAAAUUAAGAGGAAAAAGGGUGAGGAUUAGGAACGCAAUUCCAGAAAUUAUAGUCUUGGCAAUUGAAGGCCAAGAACCUGACUCGUUGGUCUUGAGCAUGGAAGGAAAAAGCCCCAUUCACAGUGGGGAGAAACCGUACACGUGUUCUUUGUGUGGACGAGGCUUCAGCCGAUCAUCAGGCCUGUCGAGACACAAGCGCAGCCAUGAUGGGGUGAAACCAUGGAAAUGUGGGGACUGUGGGGAGGGAUUUAGUUAUCCGUCUGAGCUGAAAACCCAUCUCCGUCGGCACACUGGGGAAAGGCCAUUCACCUGCUCUGAGUGUGGGAAGGGAUUCACUGAUUCAUCCACUCUGCUGAGACACCAGCAGGUUCACACUGGAGAGAAGCCUUUUAAAUGUCAAGACUGCACAAAGUGCUAUAAGAAUUCCUGGGAACUCCGGCGCCAUCAGCGACUUCACACAGAUGAAAGACCUUUUCAGUGCUCAGACUGUGGAAAGAGCUUUAAAAGUUCUGGGGAACUGAUGCGCCAUCAGCAUGUUCACACUGAUGAGAGACCAUUCAGGUGCUCUCACUGUGGAAAUGGGUUCAAGCGCCCAUCUAACCUCACUAUACACCAGUGCACUCACACUGGAGAGAGACCAUUCACAUGCUCCAAGUGUGGCAAAAGAUUCACUCAGUUAUCCAGCCUGCUGAGACACCAGCGGGUUCACACUGGGGAGAGACCAUUCACCUGCUCCAAAUGUGGGAAGAGAUUCACUUGGUCUUCUGAUCUGGCAAAACACCAGCGAGUUCACACUGGGGAGAGACCAUUCACCUGCUCUGAGUGUGGAAAGGGAUUCACUCAAUCAUCCAGCCUGCUGACACACCAGCGGUUUCACAGUGGAGAGAGGCCAUACACCUGCUCUGAGUGUGGGAAGGGAUUCACUCAGUCAUCCCAUCUGUUGAUUCACCAGCGGUUUCAUAGUGGAGAGAGGCCAUACACCUGUUCUGAGUGUGGGAAGGGAUUCACUCAGUCAUCUACCUUGCUGAUCCACCAGCAGGUUCACAGCGGAGAGAGGCCAUUCAGCUGCCCUCAAUGUGAGAAGCGAUUCACACGGUCGUCCCACCUACUGAGACACCAGCGAGUUCACAAGUAACUGUGGUGAUUAGAUUUUGCUGUUAAUCCUACUGGGGAGUGAACCAUAUUCAUUGGCAUCUGUUUUUGCUAAUGGGAAUAACCUGUAGCCCUGUUAAUGAGUGUUGAAUGUUCUGGAUUGUAGUCAAAUAAACCAGUUCUGUGUUAAUUACAA
Rhincodon typus (whale shark) is the source of this 2427-nucleotide messenger RNA. Its product is annotated as zinc finger protein 850-like. NCBI's taxonomy places the organism in Eukaryota, Metazoa, Chordata, Chondrichthyes, Orectolobiformes, Rhincodontidae. The record is from RefSeq and is a predicted model, not a curated record. Gene Ontology annotation, biological process: regulation of transcription by RNA polymerase II. Bases 1 to 2274 code for a protein of 757 amino acids. The transcript is spliced from 6 exons. Gene Ontology annotation, cellular component: nucleus. Gene Ontology annotation, molecular function: RNA polymerase II transcription regulatory region sequence-specific DNA binding; DNA-binding transcription factor activity, RNA polymerase II-specific.